AUGCCCGCCGUAAAUGAUGACUCGAGGGCACCUGGGAUAUAUCGGGCCUCGGGCCAACCUCCUUUCCUCGAUGUAGCUAAACAGCAGCUCCCUUCUACUGUCUCUCCCAAGCAGGUCACCUUGCGGGAUCGCGUCACCAUUGCAACCCUCGUACCAUUCUCCUCCGCCUCCAAUCUGCCUCAUUCUCUCUUAGUUUACCUAUGCGACCAAUUAAACAAAGAGAUAGAGAAAGGGGACACAUACCCGAUGGACCGUCCCCUUGCUUUGGAAGAAUUCGGUCAAGAUUGGUUCUCGCAUUUCGCAGCUGUGAUGCUACUGGGCGAGGUCAAGGGCGUCGAGGAUGUUCAGUCAAUGGCGUUGGCCGGAGAAGACUGGAAAAAAACGUGCCUAGGAAGUUUUAAUAUCAAGUCUAACUACCCGGGCCGGAGCAGUCAUGUUUGCAAUGGCACUUUCUUGGUAACGGAUGCCUCGAGAAAUCGGGGAGUAGGUAGAUUAAUGGGAGAAUGCUACCUUGAAUGGGCGCCACAGCUGGGCUACUCAUACUCUGUUUUCAAUAUGGUUUAUGAGACCAACGUCGCCUCUUGCCGUAUAUGGGAUGCACUCGGGUUCAAGCGGAUCGGAAGGAUUCCCGGCUGCGGAAAUCUGAAGUCAUACCCUGGUCAGCUGAUUGAUGCGAUUAUAUAUGGCCGCGAUUUAGGCCCAGAGGGAGAGGACUUCGUUUCGGAGGAACGAUUCGACAAAAUCAGAUAUUAUCUGAAGCAUUCCAAGUACCCGAGCGGUGCCGACCGAGCAGAAAAGAGUCGAUUACGUAGCGCAGCGACUCACUAUAAACUCGUCGGAGGGCAAAAUGGCGAGCCGGAGAAAUUGAUGUUGAAGGACAAGGAAGUUGUGUCGGAUCCCCAGCAACAAUAUGAGAUAGCCCGGAAAAUCCAUGAGCAACAACACGGUGGAAUUAACAAAACCACCGCAAACAUUGCUUUGAAGUACCAUUGGGUUAGGAUCAAAGAGACUGUUAGUAUGGUGAUAAAGAAUUGCGAGAAGUGCAAGGAAUCACCCAAAGCUCCCGUUUCCAACCCAGACGGGCCCGCCUCUAAACGGGAAAGGUCAUCCACACCAAAAGAGCGCAAGCCUGAAGUGUCGCCCAAUGGUUUUGGAACGCCUCCAGAACAACUCGCCAAUGUUCAUCAAUACAUCAAAGAAGAUCCCUUUGGUGGGCCCAACACUACGGUGUUACACGGGGCUAUGGAUGACAUCAAAUUCCAACCAGAUCCGGAGGAAAUAACCGACUACGCCGACCUUCCUCUCGAUCCACAAAUUAUGGAUGAUAUUCAGCACCACUUGCCAUCGUUCCAGCAUCACAACGACGUUGAUCCCUACGAAACAAACAGUCUUCAAGAACCGCAUGACUUGGGCCAUGGCUUUGGCCAUACCCAUCUGCAACAUCAUGAUAACUCGAACGACUAUCGUAUUGUUGAGGAUGACGACGGAAUAAUGGCUUCUCAGGCAGCAGACGCCUUGCGGGAUCAAACGAUGCACUUGGUUGACACGUCUCGACUCCACAACGAAACACAGCUACAUCGUGAUCUUCUCGCAGCCGCCUUUGUUGGUCGAGAAGAUCCGUCACAUUUUGACAGCAGAUACUGACCAUAAUUCUUUUCUGAAUGGUUUUGUAAUUAUACAUGGCCUUUGGCGUGCUUCUAUCCUCUUUUUUCCCCUU
This is a messenger RNA of Coccidioides posadasii C735 delta SOWgp, 1717 nucleotides long. RefSeq lists its product as uncharacterized. The record is from RefSeq and is a predicted model, not a curated record. NCBI's taxonomy places the organism in Eukaryota, Fungi, Ascomycota, Eurotiomycetes, Onygenales, Onygenaceae. Gene Ontology annotation, molecular function: acyltransferase activity, transferring groups other than amino-acyl groups. Gene Ontology annotation, cellular component: nucleus.